UAGAACCAGCUCCAUUUUAGGCUGCCAGGUCCUAUUCCUGUCGGGCUAUUGUGUGGAUGGAUGGAAAGCUGUAGCCUAUAGGGGGAGGAGGAGGUGAGGGCGCAGCGAGCAGAUAAGAGAAGUGGCUUAUUGGAUGUCUGCUGCCUGGAUCUCUUAUUUUAUCUGAAAGGAGACGUCUCGCCGUUUGUUUUUACAGUCCGAAAAAACAACGACAUCGCCCUUCGGGAAGCUACCCGACAGGACGGUAGCAUGAUAGUCGUGGAGGGGACUCGGAAGGAAGAGGGCCCGUAUCUGCAUUUUACUUCGCCUACACCGAAUUCAUUGAGUCGGUAACCAGCGUCCGACAUGGGGAAGGAGGUAAAUGGAGUCUCGCGGAGCCGGUUUGAGAUGUUCACAAAUAGCGACGAGGCGGUCAUCAAUAAGAAGCUGCCUAAGGAGCUGUUGCUACGAAUCUUCUCCUUUCUGGAUGUGGUGACACUCUGUCGCUGUGCCCAGGUCUCACGGUCCUGGAAUGUUCUGGCCUUGGAUGGCAGCAACUGGCAACGAAUCGACCUCUUUGACUUCCAGAGGGACAUUGAGGGCCGGGUGGUGGAGAACAUCUCAAAGCGAUGUGGGGGGUUCCUUAGGAAGCUGAGCCUGCGGGGUUGCUUGGGUGUGGGUGACAGCGCCCUGAGGACUUUCUCUCAGAACUGCAGGAACAUCGAGCUGCUUAGUCUGAACGGCUGCACCAAGAUCACUGACAGCACAUGUAAUAGCCUCAGUAAGUUCUGUCCAAAGCUGAAGCACCUGGACCUCGCCUCCUGUACCUCAAUCACCAACCUGUCACUCAAAGCUCUCAGUGAGGGUUGUCCCCUGCUGGAGCAGCUCAACAUUUCCUGGUGUGAUCAGGUCACCAAGGAUGGCAUCCAGGCCCUGGUGCGUUGCUGUCCAGGACUCAAAGGCCUUUUCCUCAAGGGAUGCACACAGCUAGAGGACGAGGCUCUGAAACAUAUCGGGGCUUACUGUCCAGAGCUGGUCACACUCAACUUGCAGACGUGCUCACAGAUCACAGAUGAGGGCCUCAUCACAAUUUGCCGGGGUUGUCACCGCCUGCAGUCUCUUUGUGUGUCGGGUUGUGCCAACAUCACAGACGCCAUCCUGCACGCCCUGGGACAGAACUGCCCUCGCCUCAGAAUAUUAGAAGUGGCUCGCUGCUCUCAGCUUACAGAUGUGGGCUUCACUACAUUAGCCAGGAACUGUCAUGAGCUUGAAAAGAUGGAUUUAGAAGAAUGUGUGCAGAUCACAGAUGGAACACUCAUCCAGCUGUCGAUCUACUGCCCUCGUUUGCAAGUCCUGAGUCUGUCUCACUGUGAGCUGAUCACCGAUGACGGCAUCAGACACCUCGGCAGCGGCCCCUGUGCUCACGACCGUCUGGAGGUGAUCGAGCUGGACAACUGCCCCCUGAUCACAGACGCCUCGCUGGAGCACCUGAAGAGCUGCCAUAGUCUGGAUCGCAUUGAGCUCUAUGACUGCCAGCAGAUCACCCGCGCUGGCAUCAAGAGACUAAGGACCCAUCUGCCUAACAUCAAAGUGCAUGCAUACUUCGCUCCCGUCACUCCACCACCCUCCGUCGGGGGCAGUCGUCAGAGGUUUUGCCGCUGCUGUGUCCUGCUAUGAUGUAAAGACAACAACCCCCCCCUUUCCACUCCCCGUGUCCCUCGUACAUGCUCCCCGCAGCCCGUCACUUGAACCCGGCCCUGCUGUCCCCCCCUUGGCGCCCUGUCAUAGAGUAUAUGCUGGUGUGUCCCCCCUGUUUGGAGCUGCAGAGAGAGGGAGAGAGCCAGAACACGCUACAUGGUCUUGGGUAACUUUCCCAAAAAACAUUCCCGAAUCUCUCCACCACACACACACACACACACACACACACACACACACACACACACACACACACACACCAGGCUUUCUGAUAUGCAGACACACCUGCAUACACAGAUAAACUCUUAGAAGAAUGUCAGAACAUUCCUGGUCUGUGUUUAGUGGCCAACCAGUAUUACAAAGAGCGUUAUGUAAAAAUCAAGUGUGGGCACCUCUGUCUUCAUCAAAUGAAGUAAAAAAAAUAAUGUUCUCAUCAAAAAUACUUUUGUUAUUGAGGGGAGAGACACAUGCUUCUAUUUAGCACUUUGAGACCGGUAACAGUUAGUUUCUUAACAAAAUAUUGAAAAAUCCCUCUUAACCUCUCACACAUGCUUCCCUCGGUGUCGAAGGUCACUUACCAGCUACCUCUAGACGGGAACGCCACUUGAGUAAAAGACCCCAGUUAGCUUUUUCCUGCAGGCUGUUUAUUUCAAAAAGAUGGGCAGCAAUAGAGCCAGUAAACUGCCGACACCUUCAACAAACACAUAGACCGCAGCAGAAGUCAUGUUUUGUGAUAAUAUAUAAAGAAAAGAAAAACAUACUUGCAGCUAUUUGCACCUAUUGCAGUAAAGCAAUGAUAAGACACUUUACCAAACGGCCAUCUCAGAAUUUAAGACUAGCAUUUUACUAACACACACACGAAUACAAAUCCUCAUGCAGACACUGAGCUUGCUACACCUGUACCCUCACCUCUCUCUGUUACAAUCAGAAGCUUCAAUAUGCUGAAGAAAAAAAAAAAAAAACUUAAAUAUUUUUCUAAAAAUGGACACCAAUUAAGACUCGCGAGUGGGGACUCGAGAGGAUGCCAAAUGUUGCAUGUAACACCUCUAGUUUUUUAAAAUCGAAUUGUAAAUAGAGUCCGUGAGUCGACGCCAGUGAAAACGACAGAUGAUGAUGAUGAUGAUGAUAUGAGAUGGGGCAGAGAUUUCUGUCUAUGGGUCUUCCUGAGGGAACUAUGGCGAAGCUCACACAUGCUUGUUUCAGUGUUGGAGUAUUUGCUGGAGCUUCGGACUGUCCGCAUGAGCCAGAACUUAACCAGGAGUUUGACAGAAGAACUGCUGCUUGCCUGUGAAAAGCUCAUGUAGACGACAGGAAAGAAACUAAAAGUCUGACAUGACUACAUGAUUUCAUGUCGGACCAGAACAA
Messenger RNA from Anarrhichthys ocellatus (wolf-eel), 3039 nucleotides. RefSeq names its product F-box and leucine-rich repeat protein 20 (gene fbxl20). Gene Ontology annotation, cellular component: SCF ubiquitin ligase complex. NCBI's taxonomy places the organism in Eukaryota, Metazoa, Chordata, Actinopteri, Perciformes, Anarhichadidae. Gene Ontology annotation, biological process: SCF-dependent proteasomal ubiquitin-dependent protein catabolic process. The coding region runs from base 346 to 1656 and encodes 436 amino acids. The transcript is spliced from 15 exons. The record is from RefSeq and is a predicted model, not a curated record. Gene Ontology annotation, molecular function: protein binding.